This is a messenger RNA of Esox lucius (northern pike), 6112 nucleotides long. It is a transcript of the gene fndc1, whose product is annotated as fibronectin type III domain containing 1. Gene Ontology annotation, molecular function: protein binding. The transcript has 21 exons. Bases 26 to 5122 code for a protein of 1698 amino acids. The record is from RefSeq and is a predicted model, not a curated record. NCBI's taxonomy places the organism in Eukaryota, Metazoa, Chordata, Actinopteri, Esociformes, Esocidae.
GCAGGACUAGCGCACUAUACUCACUAUGGCAUCCACCGCUGCACGGACUCUCUUGGUGCUUGCUAUUUUCUGUGCAUCAAAUCCCGGAUUGACAGCUGACAAGCCUCUGCAGCCACAGAAUGUUCAGCUGGCGUCGGUGGACAAGGGCCUGAGGGUGAGCUGGGACCCUCCCAAUGAGCUGGAUGGCCGGCCAGUAGACAGCUACACAAUUGGCUACGGAAAGUCCAUGAAAACAUUGCGCUUCCUCAAGGUGGACAAGGACAGACGCUCCGAGGUACUGGAGGAUGUAGAGCCUGGAGUUCUGCACUUUGUCAAGAUGAGUGCGGAGAACAAGGAAGGGAUGAGCAAACCUGUGUACAGAGCAGAGACGCCAGGAGGUGGUGAAUGGGUCAAACUGGAUGGCUUCGCAGUGGUGGGUGGGGCACCAGCCAACACCUCUCUAGCUCGACCCUCUCUUACACCAGACACCCGGCCUAGGCAUGACCCUCUUAUAAGGACAGGAGCCAGGGUUAAUGGGGCUCUGCGCCCCUCAGGUCUCACCUCCCCCAGAGGGCAGCGAAUCCGGAGACCUCCCCAGUCAUCCUCUGGUCCUCGUCAGCCAGAGAGGGCCAGAGCAGGGACACCCCUGCUGGACCAGAGGUCCCACCAGUACCACCACACUCAGCCACAGGCAGACCAGAGGAACAGACGCAACCCCAAGCUAGCGUCUGAGUCCGUCUAUGUGGUAUCACUGCAGGCACAGAGAGCCACAGAGCGGAGGGCAUCAAGCAACCGGGCCGCACUGACUAAAAAAUCUCCCCCAGAACCCGAGGAAUACGAGGCUAAAGAUAUCGGUGUGAGGGUCAUGUCCCCUCAAUCUGUCCUUAUCAGCUGGGUGGAUCCAGCCAUCGAGAUGGACAAGGUCCAGCCAGGAGGUGCCAGAUACUACACAGUAAAGUACAGGGAGAAGGGUGAGUCUGCUCGAUGGGAGUACAAGGACACCACCCAGAGAAGACUGCUGAUCGACACUUUGUCAGCUGACGGCAUGUAUGAGUUCUCUGUCCGAAUCUCCCAGGGAGAAAACCAUGGCAAGUGGAGCGUGUCUGUUUUCCAGAGGACUCCCGAAUCUGCUCCCUCUGGUCCACCAGAGAACUUUGAUGUGAAACCGCUGAGAGGGAAGGGAACCGCCGUCACAGCGACCUGGGAUCCCCCUGAGGAACCCAACGGGAGGAUACGAGAGUACAUAAUGUCAUACGCUCCUGCUAUGAAACCCUUCGGGAUGAAGACGGUGACAUAUCGUGGCAGCAUUACUUCAGCCAUCGUAGACGGCCUCAAGCCUGGGGACCGCUACAUCUUCAAGAUCCGGGCCACCAACAGGAGGGGUCAGGGCCCUCAGACCAAAGCCUUCAGCGUGGCCAUGCCUGGAGGCACAGCCAGCAGUGUGGUCUCCUCGCCAGCUCCUCACCUCAAGCCCCAAAGAGACCACAGAACCAGCCACAACCCUUCCAAGACCUCCAAACAGGAUAGUAACCAUGAUGAUGACAUCAACCUCCAAACAGAAGACGUGACCGAGGUGCCGACCACAACCAGUCACACUACAUCCGUGCUCCCUGUGGUCAGAAGGACACGACCCCUCUCCCAGACGCGCUCCUAUCACAGCAUCUUCUCUGAUGUAAGAGGCUCAGUCCGGAACGGGGUGACAAAUCAGCGACUAGGUGGCGGUACUUCUUCACCCAGAGGCAAAGGGAGAGAGACAGAAAGAAAGGCUCAAAAGAAUGAGGACAAAACAACAGAACCCACUCCAGCAGAAAGGAAUGAGGAGAAGCUCACUAACGAGGCUGUGGAGGAGAAAAAAUAUGUUGUUUCUCCAACACCUGAGGAGAAGGACAGAGACCAUGGCAGAGGGAAAGUUUUGCCUGUAGAUGUGACUUCCAACCCCAGCCUCAAAACAGACAUUUCCUCAUCAGAGGGCUCAUUGUCCUCGUCAAAGCCCUCUUAUUCUCUCCGUAAACCUCUCUCAGGCAGACGCGUCAAUUCUGGCAGACGACAAUUCACUCGGAUCCCAUCCAUCUCUGGUUCAGUGUCCCAGACGAAGACACAGGAUGCAGAAAAGGAGAAAAGUACCGCAUCCUCUUCAUCCUCCAGCCCAUCCCAUGGCCAGGAGUCUGCUGCCAUCAGGAAGGACGACACGGUCACCAACUACCCCACGGGCAAAAACACCUACAAUCAGCCCAGUGUCAUGGAGACCAAACUCUUUAGUCCCACUCCAGAUCAGCAUGUUCAAAAACCUCAGACUGAGGCCCCAUCUACGAGUAAAGGGUCCAUUCUGCCGGGCCGUGGAUAUGGUUAUGGUAGGAGGACACCAGGGAUCCAACCUCGAGGGAGUCCAAACAUCCAAAUUCUGACUGGAAUACGCAAACCUGGGUCAGGUUCAACUUCCCAGUCCACUCUACCAACUGAGGGAAAGACCCCGGAGAUGUCACACACUAACAGGGACCACAACCCCAAACUCACAGAGACAGCCAAAGAAGAAGAACCCACUUCCAGUCCCCCAGUCAUUUCCACAACACAUUUCUCAGAGGAAGACAUGACAGAGGAGGAGAACAAUGAGACCCCGGCACCACCUCCCUCCAGGACUAACCCCUUUGUGAACCGUCACCAGAGCAGGUUUGAUACAAGGAGCAGUAGCAGGGUCUCUUCUCCCCGGGCAGACGGGAAGGUUCCCUGGAGCAGGACUGCCUCCUCAUCCUCCGUUGGUGCUGGGAGACCUAUCCUGAGAGGAGGCCUGUCCAGAACGGCUGCGUCAAGGGCCGCAGAAUCCUCUGGAGCUUCGAGGAUUUCAGCAGUUCAGGAAACCAGUGAGGAUUCAAUAACACCCUCCACCCUUCACCCGUUAAAGAACGGCGUGGGGGCUGGAUCGCUUAAAUCCACUCUGCCCAGCAGGAGUGAUGUUCUAGGAGGAUUAAGGAAACCCAUCACCUCUAGUGGUGGUACAGACUCCAGUGAACCAGGUCACAGCGCCAAGAAGGACAGCGGUAUUGACCAUGAGGAGGACUAUUCCUACGAAGGAAGUAAGGAGAUUGAGAGUAAGAAAGUCCCAGACCCAACUCCUGCCCCCAAAACUACUACCACCACUAAGACUACCUCAGCCCCCAGCAGUGGGGUCAGCGAUAGCGUGGACAGGGAUCCUGCGCCUGGUAGAAGCAGGCCUGGUUAUGUACCUGGUUCUACGUUCCCCCGCCGUCCUAUUAUAGGUUCUAAUGGAAGGCUGCGGUCCCCACUGCUCACUAACAGGCAGGCGGGUUCUAGGUUCCCUCUUAGAGCACAACCAGCACAGAACACACAGUUAAGUUCCAAUAACCCAGACACAACAUCUUCCUCAUCCUCUAGUCUGUCUCAGCCAGACCGUGGGAUCAGCACUGGUGCUAGUGUUAGCGCUGGAGGCUCGGGGAUGAGGACGCGCAACCCCAGCCGGUUAGAUCCCUUCAAGGGUAGAACCCCCAGUGGAGGCCUCAAGCCCAGCUACGGAGAUGGUAAAAAUGGCCGACCUAACCUCACAGCAACCAGUGAAAAAGACUCCAGAACAUCUAAUGACAACACCAAAGCUAAUGGGCAAAGACACAUCACUGGGCCUGAUGGAGCCACAUGGGUGGUGGACUUGGAUAGGGGGUUCCUAAUGAACGAGAAUGGCAGAAUUCUGCAGGACUCUCAGGGCCGACCAAGAAGGGUGGUUUUGGGAGAGGAUGGACGCACUAUCUUUGACCACCAGGGAAGCCCCUUGGUAAACCAGGAUGGUCAGACUUUGUUUGGUCAUGGUCGGGAGAGCCAACCGGUGGUCAACCCCAAAGACAAGUUCCUGACCCUGGGUGGCAAACCUGUCAUUGGCCUGGACCGGCCUAAACCCAGAACUACAACCACACCUCCAACUACAACCAUACCCCCUACUACGACCACACCUGAACCAACCACGCUUCCGACCACCACUGAAAUGACCACAGAAGAGAGUACAACCAUGGUUUUCCCGACCUGUCCUCCUGAAACGUUUAUGAUGAGGGAUGAUAGGGGUUUCCCAAUAAUGGAUGCUAAUGGUGUCAUGGACUGUUAUCCUGAAAAUGAGUUGGUGUGGCAGACCACCCUGCCCUCUACAACGUCCUCCACCCUGCCCCCCAUGACCACAACCCCAACCACCACCACAACUGCCCCCCCAACUCCUGAACCAGAGGCCAGGUCCUUCAACAACAGCCCUUCCAAUGAGUUUGACCUCACCGGGAAGAAACGCUUUACAGCUCCAUAUGUGAACUUCAUCAAGAAGGACCCAGGUGCUCCAUGCUCGCUGACCGAGGCUCUGGAAUACCUACAAGUGGACAUCCUGGAAAGCCUGAUGAGUAAAGACAGCCUGACCAGCAAUCAGAAACAACCGCCCAAGAACAAGCCCCACAACAUUACUGUGGUCGCCAUGGAAGGCUGUCACUCAUUCGUCAUUCUGGAUUGGGCCAUCCCACUGAAGGACGACAUGGUGUCUGGCUACAUGGUUCACAGCGCCUCCUACGAUGAUGUGCUUAACAACCGGUGGUCCUCUAGCACAUCCAGCGGCACACACCUGGCUGUUGAAAACCUCAAACCCAACUCCAGGUACUACUUCAAAGUCCAGGCAAAGAAUGUGUUUGGCCUUGGACCGCUCAGCGACACACUCACCUAUGUCACUGAAUCAGACGACCCUCUUCUAAUUGAACGGCCCCCUGAUGGAGAGCCUAUCUGGAUCCCAUUCUCCUUCCGGUACAAUCCCCAGCACAGUGCAUGUAAAGGCAGCCAGUUUGUCAAGAGGACCUGGUACAGGAAGUUCGUGGGCGUGGUCCUGUGCAAUUCGUUAAGAUACAAGAUCUUCAUGGGAGAUGGGCUGAAAGACAUUUUCUACAGUAUAGCAGACUCAUUCGGUAAUGGUGAGGACCAUUGCCAAUUUGUAGACUCUUACCUAGAUGGGAGGACAGGAUCCCCCAACCUCUCAACGUUUCUGCCUACAGCACAAGGUUACUAUCGCUCUUACAGGCAAGAGCCAGUCAGCUUUGGCCCUAUCGGCCGGCGUACGCCACAUCUCUUUGUAGGAUGGUACGAAUGUGGGGUUCCUAUCCCUGGCAAGUGGUAACACUGGGAGUCAAGGAAAUGUUGUCGUCAAGGACAACCAAACUCCAUCCUGCUGCAGCCUCUCCCAUGCUCUCAUUGACCCAGCCCCAUUGAGAUGAACUGUUGCUACCCACAGCAGGAAGACAACAAAACAAAACUUAAAAACUCAUACUGCCUUAGGUCUAAAAGAAUAUAAUACUUUAAAUUACAAUAAUAUUUUUCAUGUAUUCAUUACCAUGCACUUUUAUAAAAGCUGUUUGUAUAUGUGGGGGAAAAAGCAUGUAUUGCUAUUGCUUAGUUUAACUUUUGACUGCCAGAUCGGAAAGUAUCCUUGUUUGUUCCAGACUAUUCCCAAAUAUUUCCCACUAUUCCAUAGUCAGCCCCUGGGAUUAUUUAUCUCAUGAAGUGUGAUCAUGAUGUCACUAAUGAAAUGGGACAUCCCAGACCAAGGGAACAAUUCAAUCAAACCGGCAUUGCAGUAUCACUUUUUAGCAUGGUCAAAUGUAAACACAUAGCAGUCUAUCUUACUGUAUAAAAGCCUAAAACUACUACCAGAUAAUAUUUUUGGGAAUUAGCAGUGUGUGGGCGUAGGAUGAGUGUUGUAAAUAAAGACUGCAUAAAUAUUGGUGGGUUUGAAUGAAUCCUAGCCCAAAAUGUUUUAAAGAGUAAUGAAUGGUAUCAAUGGGAGCUAAGAAUUUGUGUAAAUUAUCAAUCAAGCCGUUUAGUUCACUAGUAUGAAACUACUAUAUGUGCCAAUAGUUUUCUUGAACAUGCAUACUCUGGUAUUUACAAAACUCCUUAAAAUAAAUUGUUUCUGUAUCAUGUAUACAGACAGUUAAUAAAAAUGCUAAAUAUUUGCUCAGGAAUGGUUGGACAUUGAAUAAAGGUGCUACAGAAACCAAGGACCUCCGAAAUGAUUUUGUUUCUGUUGAGGGUUUUCUGAAUGACCACAUUCAAUGUCACAUAUAACACGUGUUUCCAUGUGUAAAACUUUCAAAACCUUUUGAACUUU